ACUCCCUCGCCUCACAGCAUGAGGGUGUUGUGUUUAAAUCAACUGGUCGCUGGGGCCUUUCUGAAGUCUGUGUGGUCUCCCUACGAUAUGCAGGGGAUGGUGUGACCUGGGCAGCGGGGGUGCGUGUUUCCGCCUCCUGCAGGCUGUAUGCUGUGAGCGGCUGCACUGAAGCUGUGUGUGUGAACCAGCACAAGACUCAUUCUGCACUCACACCAACCGUCCGUAGCCAGCUGCAGGAUGGCCGGGAGCUUCUUCAAAGGACGUUUUCUGUCCUUAUUCGACUACAAAACAGAAAAAUACAUUGUCGCCAAAAAUAAGAAAGUUGGGAUUUUGUACAGACUUAUUCAGUUAUCUAUCAUCGGUUACAUUAUAGGGUGGGUUUUCUUAAGCAAGAAAGGCUACCAGGAAACAGACGAGGCCAUCCAGAGUUCUGUCAUAACUAAACUGAAGGGAGUGUCAGUGACUAACACCACUGAGUCUGGACUGAUGGUGUGGGGACCGGAGGACUAUGUCAUCCCACCACAGGGUGAAGCAGUUCUGUUUGUUGUAACCAAUUUCUUAGAGACGCCAAACCAGAAGCUGGGAUACUGCGCUGAGAGUCUCAAAGUGCUGGAUGGCCACUGUCGAGAUGAUGAAGACUGUGAGGACGGAAAGAUGGUAGUGGCUGGUAAUGGAAUCAUGAGUGGCCGAUGCUUAAGAAAAGAUGAAAAAUCCAUCGGUACCUGUGAAAUCUACGGCUGGUGUCCCAUUGAAAGAAAAUUCAUACCACAACGCCCUCUACUGACAAACGCUGGAAACUUCACUAUCUAUAUCAAGAAUUUCAUCCAAUUUUCUAAAUUCACAUUUUCAAAGUCCAACGUCCUUGAAACUACCGACGACUCAUAUUUGAGGAAAUGCAGAUAUGAUGAGGAGCUCAACCCCUACUGCCCCAUCUUUCGUCUGGGAGACAUCACCAGGCGAGCUGGAUAUAACUUCCAGGACUUGGCCACAUUUGGUGGCUCCAUUGGCAUUAUGAUACAGUGGGACUGUGACCUUGACAAAGGCUACUCUAACUGCCAUCCACAGUACCGCUUUACUCGGCUAGACAUCAGUGUCUCCAACAAGACCAUCACUACGGGAUUUAACUUCAGACAUACUCGGUAUUUCAAAAAUGCUGCUGGUGAGAGUUAUCGAUCCCUUUUCAAAGUCUAUGGUGUCCGAUUUAACAUCAUGGUGCAUGGAAAGGCCGGGAAAUUCAGCAUCAUCCCAACAGUCAUCAAUGUGGCUUCAGGGCUGGCUUUGAUGGGUGCUGGAGCUUUCUUCUGUGAUAUGGUCCUUCUCUACCUGAUGAAAAAGGGUGACUCUUAUCGAGAGAGGAAGUUUGAAGGAUUCAGAAAUACAGAGAAAACAUCUGAAGGCAACAGUGAGGAAGCCAGAAAGAAGGAAAAUCUGACGAAUUAGACGUUUCACUGCGUGAGUUGAGUUUGCAACAUGCCUUUCUUGGUUAUAAUAAUAAAUAUAAUAUUAUAAAAAUGUACAUAUUUUACAUAAUAACUUUGCUGUACUGGGUUGGAGCUCAUGUAAGGUGAUACAUCAUUUUCAAACAUGUAAUUUUGUUGAAUUUGUCAGUUUUAAGAUUCUACCAUAUGUACUAUAAUAAUCUGCAUUAAAAUCUCAUCUUUAAAAACAACAAUUUAACUAAAAAAUGUAAUUACCAUAAUUGUAAGUAAAUACAGACCUGGUUUAUGGUAAUUAUGACAUAUUGUGUAAAGACUGUAAUACUGUUUGCUGAUUGUAUAAAAGAACAUUUUUGAAAGUCAUAUUUGGUGCCUCACCUUAACGAAAACAGGAAAAAACAGGACUGGUGACUUUGAUGUGGUUUAGUCAAACGAGCAGAAUGACUUUAGGGACUGUUACUUUUCGAAAUCCAUUUUUCCUGUUCAGGGUUGUGGGAAUCAUAGACAGAUUAAAUACACAGAAAACUAGAGCAAAACACAAAUCGCAAACUCCGCACAGAAAAGCAUUUUACAUGGAGGACUUAAUCAUGUUGCUUUUCUUCAGAAUGACAUUGUUUCCUGCUUGAAUUGCAUGACUGAUAAUUACUAUGAAUGGACUAUGCCUCAUGCAUUAAUCACGCAUUAAGUGCCAGUUUUCAUCGAACACCUUUAUCUUUAUGUAAUUUUAUUCAGUUUAACAAGUAAUCCUUUAUUUAUUAAUUGAUACAGAAGAAAGCUAUAUGCCUGUUACCUAAGUAAGUGUGCAAAUAAAGAUUUUAAAUAAAGA
Micropterus dolomieu (smallmouth bass) is the source of this 2262-nucleotide messenger RNA. Its product is annotated as P2X purinoceptor 5-like. Lineage: Eukaryota; Metazoa; Chordata; Actinopteri; Centrarchiformes; Centrarchidae. Gene Ontology annotation, molecular function: extracellularly ATP-gated monoatomic cation channel activity; purinergic nucleotide receptor activity. Gene Ontology annotation, biological process: response to ATP; monoatomic cation transmembrane transport. The transcript has 13 exons. The coding region runs from base 238 to 1440 and encodes 400 amino acids. The record is from RefSeq and is a predicted model, not a curated record. Gene Ontology annotation, cellular component: nuclear inner membrane; plasma membrane.